This is a messenger RNA of Teleopsis dalmanni, 930 nucleotides long. RefSeq names its product probable GPI-anchored adhesin-like protein PGA55. The annotation marks the transcript as partial. The record is from RefSeq and is a predicted model, not a curated record. NCBI's taxonomy places the organism in Eukaryota, Metazoa, Arthropoda, Insecta, Diptera, Diopsidae. The transcript is spliced from 2 exons.
AUUUGUGUUUUAUUUGUAAUAAGCAAAGUUAAAUCGAAUAUACUUCAAUGCUACAUAUGUGAUGACUGUGAUGAAGAGGAAGAACAAACCACAUAUUGCAACGACUUCGACGAUGAGAUUGAAAGUCCAGCAACAGUACAACCUACUACUUCGUAUGCAACGACAUCAACAACAAAAACAAAUAAACUUACAGAAACAACACUUUCUUACAGUACAACUUCAACAUUAAACACAACUGCUAUCAAUCCUGCAACAAAUACGAACUCCACUGAAAUACACACGAGUACCACAAACUCAAUUCCAAUAACCGAUUUGACACAAACGACUAAAAGCUUCAUCAGCACUAUAGUAACAGUUGAUCCAAUAACAAUAACAACUAUCAGAGAAAAUAUAUCUAAGGUUGAUUCAACAUCAGAAUCUACCACUGAGCAAAAUAUACCUACAGGUUCACAAACAUCUGUAACAUAUACAGCCUCAGAUGCAACAACGGUGUCAGAUGAUUCAACGACAUCAGAAACUUCAAUAUCAAUCACUGAAUCAAUCACGUCUUCAGACUCAAACACUUCUAUAGAUUCAAACACAUCUACAGUCACAGAUUCGACAGUGACCAUCUCAACAACGGUGUUAGAUGAUUCAACGACAUCAGAAAUUUCAAUAUCGACCACCGAAGCAAUCACGUCUACAGAUUCAAACACAUCUACAAUCACAGAUUCGACAGUGACCAUCUCAACAAUGGUGUUAGAUGAUUCAACGACAUCAGAAAUUCCAAUAUCGACCACUGAAUCAAUCACAUCUACAGAUUCAAACACAUCUACAGUCACAGAUUCGACAGUGACCAUUUCAACAACGGUGUUAAAUGAUUCAACGACAUCAGAAAUUCCAAUAUCGCCCACUGAAUCAAUCACAUCUACAGAUUCAAACACACCUACA